AUGAGGAUGUCCAGGUCCCGCCGGUGCAGCUCCCUGCCGUUCACCACCACCCGUGUGCGCCCUCCCGAUGCCUGUCGCUGCAGCGGACCCAGGGCCAGCUGCUCUAUGCCCGCCUGGGGUUGGGGAACGGGGCAUGAGUGCAAGGGGCAUGAGUGCAUGGGGCAUGAGUGCAUGGGGCAUGAGUGCAAGGGGCAUGAGUGCAAGGGGCAUGGGUGCAAGGGGCAUGAGUGCAUGGGGCAUGAGUGCAAGGGGCAUGAGUGCAAGGGGCAUGAGUGCAUGGGGCAUGAGUGCAUGGGGCAUGAGUGCAAGGGGCAUGAGUGCAUGGGGCAUGAGUGCAUGGGGCAUGAGUGCAAGGGGCAUGAGUGCAAGGGGCAUGAGUGCAAGGGGCAUGAGUGCAAGGGGCAUGAGUGCAAGGGGCAUGAGUGCAAGGGGCAUGAGUGCAAGGGGCAUGAGUGCAAGGGGCAUGAGUGCAAGGGGCAUGAGUGCAAGGGGCAUGAGUGCAAGGGGCAUGAGUGCAAGGGGCAUGAGUGCAAGGGGCAUGAGUGCAAGGGGCAUGAGUGCAAGGGGCAUGAGUGCAAGGGGCAUGAGUGCAAGGGGCAUGAGUGCAAGGGGCAUGAGUGCAUGGGGCAUGAGUGCAUGGGGCAUGAGUGCAUGGGGCAUGAGUGCAAGGGGCAUGAGUGCAUGGGGCAUGAGUGCAUGGGGCAUGAGUGCAAGGGGCAUGAGUGCAUGGGGCAUGAGUGCAUGGGGCAUGAGUGCAUGGGGCAUGAGUGCAAGGGGCAUGAGUGCAAGGGGCAUGAGUGCAUGGGGCAUGAGUGCAUGGGGCAUGAGUGCAAGGGGCAUGAGUGCAUGGGGCAUGAGUGCAUGGGGCAUGAGUGCAAGGGGCAUGAGUGCAUGGGGCAUGAGUGCAUGGGGCAUGAGUGCAUGGGGCAUGAGUGCAUGGGGCAUGAGUGCAAGGGGCAUGGCCAUGGGGGCAUUCAGCGUGGGGAAUGGGGUGCAUGGGGCAUGGUCCAUGGGCCAUCGGGGAUGGGGCAUGGGGCAUGGCGCAUGGGGCAUGGGGCAUGGGGCAUGGGGCAUGGCGCAUGGGGCAUGGCGCAUGGGGCAUGGGGCAUGGCGCAUGGGGCAUGGCGCAUGGGGCAUGGCGCAUGGGACAUGGGGCAUGGGGCAUGGGGCAUGGGGCAUGGGGCAUAG
Molecule: messenger RNA, 1188 nt
Organism: Closterium sp. Naga37s-1
Lineage: Eukaryota; Viridiplantae; Streptophyta; Zygnematophyceae; Desmidiales; Closteriaceae
Source: the annotation of a GenBank genome assembly